Molecule: messenger RNA, 2533 nt
Organism: Drosophila willistoni
Lineage: Eukaryota; Metazoa; Arthropoda; Insecta; Diptera; Drosophilidae
Product: transmembrane protein 47
Exons: 6
Coding region: 447-1280 (277 amino acids)
Biological process (GO): cell-cell adhesion
Cellular component (GO): cell-cell junction; membrane
Source: RefSeq, a predicted model, not a curated record
GGUCAGCAUUAGUGUGACCAAAAUCAGCGCAAGAACCCGAUGAGCGAAGCAAAACAUUAUUAUUUUAUAAUUUUUGUUUUGUUUAGUUUUAAUAAAUGUAAACUAAAUAAAUGGCUUAACUAAAAUGUAAAAGAAAGCCCAGUGUCGAACGAAAGCGAAAAAAGCAAAGUGUAAGUGCAGCAGCGAGAACAGUAGAGCCAAAACAAAAAGCGAAAAUUUUCAUUGUCUCGCUCUCUCGCCAGACGCGAAAGUGUGGAAAGGAAAGGCAGAGAAAAGAGGAAUAGAGAAAAAAAAUAUAAGGCUCUAUUAGGACCCACUUUUGGCAUUUUGUGCGUAUUAAAAGGUUUCCCCCGCAAACCACCACCUAGUGCCGCACACAGACAGUUGAGUGUGAGAUUGUGUGCGCGAGUGUGUUUUAAGGUGUUGAAAUAUAUUUUGUUUAAACAAUGGAAAAAUUCACAACACAACUACAAAAACAACAACAACAACAAGAGCAAAACAACCUUGGCAGCAGCAAAAUGAAUACGAACAGCGUCUUACCCCACUACACUUUUAGCGGCAUGAGCUCUUUUGAUGCCGAAUCUUUGCCCGAUUAUUCAGAAUUUGAUUCCGAAUCGGUAACUUUGGACUAUUAUAAGGAAAGUGUCCUACGUCCACCAGCUGACAAAAUGGCGCCGACAACCACCAUUGAGACCAUAACCAUCACACGGCCCCUGAAAGUGAUUGCAUUUAUCUGUGGUGUCAUUGUGGUGGUCCUUAUGAUCCUGGCAUUGGCAUCAACGGAUUGGCUAAUGGCUGCCGGUUGGCGGCAAGGUCUCUUUGUUCAUUGCAUUGAGGAUGAUGCACUUCCACCGUUACCAUUUAAUAUACAGGAUCCGCCUGGCUGCUAUUGGACCCGCGAUAUAGGUUAUAUCAAGGCCACAGCAGCUCUCUGUAUUAUCACAUUGAUAACUGAUGUUAUAGCCACUGUGCUGACAGGUUUGGGCCUGAAGACCCAAAACCAUAAUCUUAAAUACAAAUUCUAUCGCAUAGCAGUAUUGGUGAUGCUCGUAUCAUUGCUGGCCGUAUUGUCCGCUUUGAUUGUGUAUCCCGUCUGCUUUGCCGGUGAGCUUACAAUGGCGAACCGACGAGUCUGGGAGUUCGGCUGGGCAUAUGGCGUUGGCUGGGGAGCUGCCAUAUUCUUGUUUGGUGCCGUUGUCCUGCUGCUCUGCGAUAAGGAAUCGGAGGAGAUUUACUAUAAGGAGAGGAAAAUCGUACAUGAAAACCAAAUGCGCGCCUAGGCAAGGCCGCACGACCUGCCUGACGUCGUUCUUUAGAUAUAUAAGUAUAUAGAAGCCAACACAGACACACACACACACACACACAUAGAUUUCGAUACAAAACAGACAAACCGGAAAAAAACAACAACAAUACGAACAAAAGCAAUUUGCAGCACUAAAUUCGUUUGAAAUUUUUCAAAUUAUGUGUAUGUUAUGACGACCAAAUUUAUAUUUCGAUUUCAAUCAAUCAAAUCAGUAGCCACAUCGCCCGAUCCCCAGGCCAUCCAUCUUCCAUAGUAAUCGGCAUUUGUUUAGAUAAGUGUUUUUUUAUGCCCAAUUUGUUUCCUUUCUCAUAACUCUAGUUUUCAUAUUCUUUUCGAGAAACGUGAUCUUCCAAGAACCACAAAACACAUGACACACACACUAGAAUCUCUCAUAUACACCGCCCCCCACCCAGUAAAAGCAUGUAUUAUCGUAUAUCAAUGUCAGAAAAUUCAUAAAACAAAAAAAAAAAAUGAUAAUCCAGUCAAUAUAUCUAUCUAGUGUUCCCCCCUUUUUAAGAAACCAAAACAAAAAAAAAAGAAAAGGAAAUGAUAAUGAAAAUUAGAUUUUACUCAUAUUAACAUACUCAUAGUCAGAAAUUCAUGUAAUCUCAUAUAUAUCCAAAAAAAACUCCACGAAAUUUGACACACCAAAAAGAGAUAUUGAAAGAAAAGAUAAAAAACCUAUUGGGAAAUGAAAUAAUUGAAUAAAAUUGAGUGACUGGAUUGAGAGGAUGUUAGGAUGGACGAUAGGACGAUAUAUAGCAGAAGGCAGCAUUAACCAAUCAUUGUAACGAAAAUCGAAUACCGCGCGCAGCUCUACCCACAUAUUGUCGAUUACGCUUUCUAUUUGAUGUUUAUUUUAAUUAAUUAAUCGAUCGUUUAAACUUUAAACUGUAGUAAUUGUACAACCUCGAAUAUUUUUUUAAUUUUGUUAAACCCUCCACCGCCCAAAAACUUUUUAUCAAGUAACUUUUGUAAAUUACUUUUAGCCCGAAUUAGGUUUACCUGAGUUUAAGUUGAAUUCGAAUAUUUGCAAUAAUAAUCCUUUUUUUAUAUAUAUAGUUUUUUUUUUGUGCGUUAGCCGCUUUUUUAUAUAUGUAUACAUAAAUGUUAACUAAGUAAUUUAUUAAUUUGUGUUCUCUCUACCAACACACUCACACCCUAAACACACUUACACACUUAGACAUAUCAAUUGCGAAUAAAAUGUUUCUGACAUCUUUUGUUAACAUA